CAGAAAUGGACUGAAACACGCCUGAGACCCUCUCACUGGAGAGCACCACAUGUUGGCUGCGUCAUCCGCCUGGGCUCCUUUUCGAUCGAUCCAGAUACGCCGGACUGCCACUAGAUGUUCUUCGUCCCUCUUAAGGCUGACUCUCUCCUUUCGGCCCCCCCCUGCCCCGCUGGCAUUUUCGACUCCCCUUCAUUAUCUCCCCCGUGGCCUCGAUGGGAAUGCCCGUCCUCUCCUCCUAGUUCAAUCUCCGCGCAUCCCUCCCAUUCCCCUCCACUGAGGGGCCUCCCGGCACACCAUGCAGAGCAUGCAGAGGCAGUUUGGCCGACUGAUGAAGAGGUCGGCCGACGAUAGCCAGGUGGCCAUUCUUUUGAAGGACUUCGAAGAAGCAGACAAAAUUCUGGGCAAGAUCGUCGAUUCCACCAGUGCCUGGCGCGACGCUUGGUCAUCCCUCUUGACGCACCAAAAUCGAAUGCUGGCCGAGUUCGAAGGCCUGUAUGCCCCCAUCCUCGGUUCCUCCGACUCUGCCUCACAGAACGGCAUCCCAACUCCGCAAGCGACCUUGGCUCGGACACACGAACUUCGGGAACAAUAUGAAGACCUACGAAAAGAGCUACUCGGGGAGAUCGCUGCGAUCGACGAACGGAUGAUCCGGCCAGCUUCGCAAGCUAGGGAAUAUCUAAGUCCAGUGAAGAAAACCAUCAAGAAGCGGGAUGAUCGAAAGUUGGAUUAUGAACGCUACCAAGGGCGCGUCGACAACUAUUCCAAAAAGACCAAGAGAUCGGAACGUGAUAACGCAGCCCUGGUUAAGGCCGAGAGUGACCUUGCCAAGGCGAUCGAGGACUACGAAGCAGCAGACGAGCACUUGCGACAAUGUCUCCCACCGUUGAUCGCCGCUGCAUUCUCCUUGCUCCCGCGACUCCUCGCUACGCAGAUUGAAAUCCAGAAUGCAAUGCUGGCGCACUACUAUACCGUGGUCCAUAACUAUUGCCAGGAGACACAAUUCCCCUCCCCUCCUCCCCCUAUGGAACAGGUCGUGCAGGAGUGGGAACGCCUCUGCCUCCCCAUCCAGCAAGAGGUAGAAACAUUCGGCUGCAUCGUCAACGGCAGAACCGUAAAACUAUCCCAAGCCCCCGAUGACCAACGCCACGGCCCUCGCAUCACCAGCCGUCCAGCAAACGGAACCUCCUAUCGUCGACCCUCCGGUGGCCACACCCCGCCAAUCCAACAACAGCGCCCGAUCUCUCCCAACCACAAGCUCCCUCCACCGAAGCCCGCCUACGACAGGAAGCCAUCACCAGUAUACGAGACGAAACCUCGGCUCACAGACAUGGCCCCUUCCCCCGCCUCAUCCAACCUCACCGUGCCCUCGAAUUACUUCUCGCCCCAGCCGUCUGCUUCCUCCCCAGGCGCCGAAUCAUACGUUUCCGCCAGCGAGAGCGCCCACCCGCCGUCCCCCGGCCUCUCCAGCGUUGCAGCGCGCACAGACUACUUCAGUCGGAACCAACACCCAUCCAGCGUCUCGAGAGCGACAUCUCCCGGCGUCAGUGCAUUAGUAGCCGGCAAAAGAAAGCCCCCGCCGCCUCCCCCGCCGCGGGCGAAUUCCAGUACUGCUCUGUACGUGACUGCCCUGUAUGACUUCGGGGGCCAAAGUCCCGGUGAUCUUGCUUUCCGAGAAGGAGACCGGAUCCGCGUUCUCAAGAAGACAGAUAGUACUGAUGACUGGUGGGAGGGCGAGCUUCGAGGGGUGAAGGGAAGCUUUCCGGCUAACUAUGUGGAGUAAUGAGUGGGUGCGGUUGCAUCUUGCAAAUUGGGAUUAUCAGUUAAAAGAAGUCAGGAGCCAGAUUUUAUACCUAGUAGUAGUAUUAAUGUAUUUUGCUCACUGAGUGUUCCUCGUUGUCGUGUAUUGGGCCCGCCGGGAGUUUGAUGCCUCAUCUACUGUACUUUACUUUGUUGCAAGCGAUGGCUGCUACAAGAACCGAUGUCAAUUUCACAAUGAUAUGGUAUGCUUAUUGCCACUGUCACUAUCACUAUCAGAACUUAACUUGAUAUGUGGUGCUAUCACCUGC
Aspergillus ibericus CBS 121593 is the source of this 2066-nucleotide messenger RNA. RefSeq lists its product as uncharacterized. The coding region runs from base 296 to 1780 and encodes 494 amino acids. Lineage: Eukaryota; Fungi; Ascomycota; Eurotiomycetes; Eurotiales; Aspergillaceae. The record is from RefSeq and is a predicted model, not a curated record. Gene Ontology annotation, cellular component: Rvs161p-Rvs167p complex; mating projection tip; medial cortex. The transcript has 4 exons. Gene Ontology annotation, biological process: actin cortical patch localization; plasma membrane tubulation; endocytosis. Gene Ontology annotation, molecular function: lipid binding; protein binding.